UUUAAUGAAAUAUAAAUGAAAAAAAGAGAAAGUCUUACUCCAAAUGAUAAAUUAUGUCAUUUCUUUUCUCCAGUAAAUUUCACGACAAAAUGUUUCGGUGAUUUGGGAUGUUUCUAUACCGGUCCUCCUUGGUACCAUCCUCUGUACAGACCAAUAAGUGUACCACCGCAAGAACUGCAGACGAAGUUUCUGUUGUAUACACGCUCCAAUAAAGAGGAGCCCUAUUAUCUGGAACCAACACUUGAAUCACUGCUAAAGUCUCCUUUCAAAGAUAAUUUACCAAUAAAAGUACUGGCUCACGGAUUGGGAGCUCACCCAGAUAAAUUUAUAGGUACAAUGCAAGAGCUCCUGAAGUAUUCCUCUUACAAUGUAAUCUUAGUCGACUGGUCACGUGAAGCAAGCGGUACUCCACCUCAGGCAACUGCCAACACCAGAUUGGUCGGAGCGUAUACAGCUAAACUUCUUCUUUUCAUAAUGGAGCAUACUGGAUUGAAACCAGAAGACAUCCAUCUGAUUGGUCACAGCCUUGGUGGUCACCUGAUUAGUUACGUUGGAGAGAGAAUUAACAAUUUGGGCAGAAUCACAGGCUUGGAUAUAGCAGGUCCAUACUAUGAUAAUGCACCCAAAGAAGUUCGUUUAGAUAGGAGUGAUGCUAUCUUUGUUGAUAUUAUACAGACGAACCGUGGAAGAAGUUUUUUUGAGGGUGCUAGCUUAGAUGAAAUGGUUGGACAUGCCGUCUUCUCCCCCAACGGUGGUAAUCGUCAACCAGGCUGCCAUUACACACCGACCACACGUCCUCGUGGCUGUUUUGCUCAAACGGUUGGAAAACUAUGCAGCCACAGAAAAUCUAUAGAAUAUUUUCAGUCUUCCAUCAAUACUUGUCGCUACACUUCAUAUGCAUGCAUCGCCUACCAAGCAUUUAGGGAAGAUGCCUGUAAUCAUACUCCAUUCACGAACAGGAUGGGAUUCCACGCUGUCAAACCACCUUAUCAGCUCAAUUAUUUCUUGGACACCACCGGUAAGGCUCCCUACUGUGAAGCCAAAUAAUUUCUGUAAUCCUCUGAUUGUUAUGUAGUUAUGAAUCCUCAUUAAAUUAUGAAGUAGAUUGCAUUUAUUUCAGUAGCAUUCUUCCUUAAUUUAUACGGC
Messenger RNA from Parasteatoda tepidariorum (common house spider), 1146 nucleotides. The record is from RefSeq and is a predicted model, not a curated record. NCBI's taxonomy places the organism in Eukaryota, Metazoa, Arthropoda, Arachnida, Araneae, Theridiidae.